This is a messenger RNA of Gigantopelta aegis, 531 nucleotides long. Its product is annotated as ATP-binding cassette sub-family C member 2-like. Gene Ontology annotation, biological process: transmembrane transport. Gene Ontology annotation, cellular component: membrane. NCBI's taxonomy places the organism in Eukaryota, Metazoa, Mollusca, Gastropoda, Neomphalida, Peltospiridae. Gene Ontology annotation, molecular function: ATPase-coupled transmembrane transporter activity; ATP binding; ATP hydrolysis activity. The record is from RefSeq and is a predicted model, not a curated record.
AUGUCUCGAGAUGGUGGACUCAAUUUAGAGAGCCAUGUUCCUGAAGAGUCAGCACCUUUCUUUUCUCAAAUUACUUGGUGGUGGUUGAACAGCAUUAAUCUGACUGUUAAACCUGGAGAAUUGGUAGCUAUAGUUGGACAUGUUGGUGCGGGCAAGUCAUCUUUAAUAUCAGCUCUGUUAAGAGAAAUGGAUAAACUCAAUGGUCAUGUAGUAUUGAGGGGUAAUGUGGCUUAUGUACCCUCAACAAGCUGGAUUCAGAAUGCCACUGUCAAAGAUGUUCUGUUCGGGAAAGACUUGCGUUGUACAUUGUAUGGUCGGGACACUUCACAUUCUUGUGCUCUGGAACGAGAAUCUCGAGAUUUUACGGGAGGAGAUAUGACUGAGAUAGGAGAGAAAGGUAUCAAUCUUAGUGGAGGUCAAAGAACACGUGUCAGUCUUGCUAGAGCUGUCUAUCAAGAGGCUGACAUUUAUCUCCUUGAUUGUCCUUUAUCUGCAGUAGACUCUCAUGGUUGUAAACACAUUUUUGACAAA